GAGUUGUUCAGUCGUCCGUGAUUUUGAAUAUCUAUAGCGGAUAACGUUUCUGCCUUUGGUCAACAAUCAACGAUUAUUGAAGAUAUCAGGCAUAUUGACAACUUAUGAAAUGAGGAAAAACAUUCAACACAAGAGAUCGAGAUAGGACAUCAUCUAACAUUUUGAUACUUCAGAACAAAAGUGUGUAGUACAUAGUACCCAUUUGUGCGUAAAAGUGUUUGAAAAAUUUUUUGGUCAUUUUUUGAUUCGACUAUCGGGAUGAGCUUUGAGUUAAAUACGAGUUCGAUACAACUAGGUGACAUGUGUACUGAUUGGUCAUCAGAAGUGUGUGUUGGAACUUUAUUUUGACAUAGCUACUGUGUGGUGGGGAUGGAAAUAUGUCACAGAAACAAAUGUAAAUUAGUUUAGCUGAUUAGUCCUGUUCUCGACAACCCAGUGCAAUAUUAUUAAUCACUAUAAGAAAUAAGAAGACGUUCGUAUGAACCGUUGAUUCGUUAAAUGAUAGGUUCACCCUGUGCGUAAAGUAUACAGACUAUUGUAAAUCACACACAAUCUCUGGGAGGGACAGGGAAUCAUUAUUGUCCACUCUCUUCAGUCGAGCCACAUUUUGCAAUUUCAACAGUGCCAACCAAUUAUUCACAAUUCUUCAAAAUGGCUGGAAAUCCUAGGAAAUUUAGCGAAAAGAUUGCUCUCCAUACUCAAAAACAGGCUGAAGAAACGGCCGCUUUUGAACAAAUAAUGAAGGAAGUUACCGAAGUAGCUACCCGGACGUCAGGCGGUGGACCACCAACAACACCGAAAGCAAUUAAGCAACCACAACAAAAUCUUUUACCAAUAACAAGCAAUAUGAACUGUAGGAGUUUACCAAAUGUACAUGCCAUGUCAUCACACCAUGAUAAGGGACAACAAGGAGGACAUUUCAAUCCUAAAAUGGGAUCACCUCGCGCCUCUCGUGGUAACUCCAUAGGACCCGUCAAGAACCAUCCACGAUCUCGUACGGAUCACUCACCUUACGCCUCUCCACCCAGUGCAACGAUGUUGACUGGUUCUAUGACGGGGGGAAAUUCUUCUGGCUCCAAUCUAUAUUCAUCCAUGAUGUAUCAGAAUUCGCCAUCUUAUCUUAUCCCUCCAUCCGAUGGUCCAUGGAGAAGAGCCAAUUCAGACUCUGCCCUUCACUCUUUAAUUAUUCCUUCCGUGGUCCCUGACUCCUCAGAAGAAUCUUCAAAUAAUUCCAAUGACCCCCGAGACAAUUAUGGAUAUGGAGGACUGUUGGGACAUUCUCCAAAGCACAAUGAUUCUUCUUCAGUGAUACCAAAUACGGUGGGUGAUGGACCUUCAUUGUUGGAAAUUUCAUCUUCCGUUCCUUCCGGAUCUUUGCCUGACCUUACUAGUUUUCAGUUUACGCCACCACUUCAGCAGCCUAUUGAUCCUGAAGAUUCUCAAUUAACAAACUCCCCGUACUCAACCAGUCCUUUAUCCUUGACAUACUCGCCUGGUGGCUCGCCCAACCCGCCUCCUCAUUCCAAUAAUUCCCAGCAACAAGGUAUAAAUAAUCAGCGAUCUCCACAUGGUCAUCCACAUCAUCAGCAACAACAACAAUCUCAACAACAGCAAUCCCCACAUAACCAACAAAAUAAUCAAUCGCAGCAACAGAAUAUCUUAGACAAUUCAAUUAAUUCUGCAUUCCAAUUCACAUCAGCUGAAAAUAAUAUGCUGACCGCAUAUCGAUGCCCUCCAAGACCUAGUCCUCAAAACUCUCCUUCGCCAUUCCGGAGUCAAAGUCCACUGGACGGUCAGUUAUCUGGACCAUCAAGUCCUGCAGCUCAACCCCAAAUGCAGAAUUCAGCAGAAUCUUUCUACCUCAGUCAGCAGGCAAAUGCGUUACAACAACAUUUUGAGCAAAUCUCAAUGGGGUCGCCAGCGCCACCCAGAACUAGUAGCAAUUGGCAGGGAGGCGGAAUGGUUAAUAACUCUCCUUAUUACUACAAUACUGGACAAGCACAAAUUCAGACCGGAGCAACUGCAGGAAUUACAGCACAACAAUCCCCCCAGCAUCACCAACCACAAACGCCACAAACACCUUCUAGCAUACCAGAUAUUAUCUUUACCGAAUUUUUGGGUACAGAUUUCGAUGUCCGAUCUUCGGAGCCUUUCGACGACUUACUGGCAACGGAAGCUGCUGCGGCGCAGGCGUUGAGGGAAGGCCUUGGUUCGUUAGAUAUGGAUGGAUUUAAUAUGCUUGCUGACCCAGACCUCGUUCCACUUGAUCCUUCCGCCGAAGACUCCUUCCGCCUGGAUCGCCUGUGAAAUUUCGUGCCCCAUUCCCAGGGUUCUUUGUCUCCUCUGUUGGACGAAUCCUAAUAAGAAAUGUUAAUUAGUGAUAGUUCUGAUUCUGGUGGUAUUCUCUCCUCAACCUCAACAACGCAUCAUGAUUAUAUGAUGACUUACUGGGUUGCGUGUUACAAGUUUUGUAGUUUACAUAUAAUCCAUAGUCGCGAGACUACAUUUUAUAAGUUCUACAUGAUGAUGAUGAUAUUCAUGAUACUAUUCUAGACCGUAAUAAUACGACUAUUUACAAAAUUCUAUUAUUAUGACAGUUUAAUAGUCAUCAGGUCACACCUUUUCGUUGUGUGACAAUACAAAAACGGCACGGUUCUGCACAUCGUUGUAAAUUUUUUAUCAAUAACUUUUUCACUACUAACCAAUGCGUAAUGAUAUGUUUUUGUCAAACAAAUAAUAAUGGUUUCGCACAGUUAUUAUAUACGAGCACAAAGUAGCGUGUAACCCCAAAUGGUGUUUCAAAAAUUAACUUGUUAACCGUAAAAUGUGCAUAAUUACCUGCGCUAUUGAAAGGAUGGAUUUUGAGAGGCAAUGAGCGGAGGAAAUGUGUUCAUUCUAGAAAUCGGAUUAUUUUAUUUCACUUCCAUUUUCCACUAUAUAGGUCAUAAACUUGAAAUGAUGGAAAGAUGAAUUUUUGUUUGUUUUAUUAUUAAUUAAAAAUGCAGUCCAAUUUCAACCGAGUAGUGUUUCAUACGAAAACAUAUUUCAAUUAAUCACCAAACACAAUUCUGUGCUCAUGUUGUUAAUUCAACUUUUUUGAAUUUUGUGUAGCUUUAUGCUUUCUUCAACCAACCUGUCAAAAAUAUUUGAUGAAUUGAUAACAUUGUUUUCCUGUUUGAUUCAAAGUUAGUUAAAGGAAAACAUACUAAGCAACCCAAAAAUUUCAGUUUAUGCAUGUUAUCCAACUGAUGUUCGAUGAAUAGAUAUAUAGAUUGCGACUAGGCAUGUUUUUCUAUAUGGACUACAAACAAAGAUUUCGGUGAUAGGUAAUUAAAGGGGGUACAAGUAAUCCAAUGUAAUUGUUCUUUGACGCUAUACGUGGUGUAACUCUCGGUGCUCUGAAAUAGUCAAUCCACCAAAAUUAACCAGUUUGAUUUCAAAUUUUUCUCUCAUCAAAGUUUAGCUAGUAGUAAUUACAAAUUAUGGAGUAUGUGCUACGACAUUUAAAUUUUAUUACAUUACAACAUAUUUUUCUCUAUUAGUUAAAUUCAUUUAUGUACAGCACGUUGCAGCUCAAUUUUUUAGAAGUUGAUUAGGUUUUCGUUAAGUUGAUAACUUUAUUUGAUUUAUGUAUUUACUCAUUUACUUCAGAUUUAUGUAUUCGAGAUUAUUUUCGUAAUAUACGGUAUUAUAGGAAAUGCAGAGUAAUGUGUCCUUAUUUUAAGUACUCAGUGUUUCACCAACUUGAUGAUUCCUUUGUGAUGUGGAGCUUGCACAUUUAUAUAUAUUCAUGUAAUAUAUAGACAGAUAGACAGACUUUGGAUUUCCUCUCAAUUCCUUUGAAGUUUUUUCUCGAGAAAAUCUGCAAGUACAACCCUUUCGUUAAUGAGUACAAAAGACGAAAAUUAAUCAAUUUUACAUAAUAAUAGUAAUAAUAAUGCAUUACAGCUUGAAUGUAAUUGCCCUCCUUUUACACAUAAAUAUUCCGAAUCGAACGGACUAUUAAGAAGAGUUAUUUCGUAUUUCGUUCAAGUAUUUGUAGUCCGCAUAUUCGAAAAAAUCCUGCAUAAUAAAUAUGUAUUGCGUUUGACAUUGACCAAAUUAACCGAGUCGAGUGUUGUAAAAUAAUCAAAUUGAUUAUGACCAGUGGGAUUUGCAAUUACACAGAAAUUACACUAAAAAAGCGAUAUACUAGGUGCAUGUUUUACUCUAAAAGAACUUUUGGUAAUUAAUAUACAAUUAGUUAAAAUGGGCCCUUGUACAUAUUUACUGAAAAGUGCAUAUUAAUGAGUAGUUGUUGAUGAGAUGUUAAGUUGGGCUUAUAGUAAGUGUACAAUCAAUUGUAUUUUAUAAAUUUUAUUUCGAUAUGAGAAGAUAUUGAUAUUAUUGUUAUUGCGAUUUCUCAAUCUAUGAAUAAGAUUUUAAUAAACGGUGACUUAUAUCUAAUCUAA
Molecule: messenger RNA, 4451 nt
Organism: Folsomia candida
Lineage: Eukaryota; Metazoa; Arthropoda; Collembola; Entomobryomorpha; Isotomidae
Product: CREB-regulated transcription coactivator 3
Exons: 13
Coding region: 652-2307 (551 amino acids)
Biological process (GO): positive regulation of transcription by RNA polymerase II; protein homotetramerization
Cellular component (GO): cytoplasm; nucleus
Molecular function (GO): cAMP response element binding protein binding
Source: RefSeq, a predicted model, not a curated record